This is a messenger RNA of Volvox carteri f. nagariensis, 2961 nucleotides long. RefSeq lists its product as uncharacterized. The coding region runs from base 52 to 2661 and encodes 869 amino acids. NCBI's taxonomy places the organism in Eukaryota, Viridiplantae, Chlorophyta, Chlorophyceae, Chlamydomonadales, Volvocaceae. The record is from RefSeq and is a predicted model, not a curated record. The transcript is spliced from 5 exons. Gene Ontology annotation, molecular function: protein dimerization activity.
CGGAGUUCAAGACUCCGCUGCCGCCAUCUCUAACCGUUACGUACACGUCUUAUGUACGCUAGUGCUUGCCGCUUGGUUGGACUUCUUCCUACAUCGGCGAGGACUAAUAACUCCACGCUUCCGCUCUGUCAGUCCUCCCGUCAGCGUGCCUCGCCUUCUAAGGGCGGGCUUCCGGCGCGUACACCAGCACAGGCUGCGGCAGCCGCGCAGGUCCAGGAAAUGCUUCGCGCGGCUCGCGAAAAUCAAGUCCCCGCUCUUCAAGCGGAAUUAUCUUCCUUUAAGGGAGAGGUUCACGGCAUUCUCGCCGAAUAUGGCGAGCGCUUGGGCGAAAUAACCUCUGCCCUGAAGGAUGUCCAAGCGCAGCUUCGGGAUUUGUCACCGCCGCCUCCGAGUACGUCGGACACUCGGCGUAAGUCGAUAAUUAUUGAUGGCAUCUGCGAGACGCUGGACAGCAAUCUGGCCGCGUUUCUAGACGUGGAUAUGCUGCAGAAUUGCGCUUUCCAGGCGCUUCUGCAGCGCCACCUUAAUCCCGAAGUCCGUUUGGAUGAGGUCAAGCAGCUCUGGAGCGAGGGCAUCGCCAAGCAAGCCGUUCUCCGUUCUCGGAACGAGCUUUUUAACAAGCUUCGUAACCAGAAGAAGAACGCCAAGACGGGUAGUCAUUGGGACAACUUCAAUGUGGAGUGGUGGGGUGGUGUACCAAAGCUAGUCUGCCUGUUCUGCGAUGAGCCGCUCAGCGCAGUGAACCCAUCCUUUACCAACGCGCACCACAUCAAGCAAGGUGCUUGCAAGGCUAUCAAACAGCGUGCAGCGUCACUCAGCCAGCAACAGCAACAGAGUGGAACCAGCUCUGCUGCGGCGGGCCCCAGCACGGCGGAUCAGCAGGCCCUCUCCAAGCGCCGGCGCGGCAUUGAUGGCCAGACCCUCCUCCCAGUGAUUCCCGCGACUCUCACGGGGCAAGUCGUGGAGGAGCUUGGCAUGUUCUUCUACAGGAACAACGUGCCUAUUCACCUGAUCGAGAAGCCCGAGUUGCGGAACCUAUUCGGGCUGCUGGGCGUCACCCUGCCGAACCGGAAGCAGUUGAUGGGGCCAAUGCUGGACCGCGCCUACAGCAAGGUUAAGGCGCAGGUGGCGCAGGUCAGGCAGCGCAUGUGUGGCCAAGCUGCACUCUGCUCAGAUGGCUGGCGCAAGCGUGCCGCUGAGCAGGGGGUGCCGCUCAUCAACUUCAUGCUGCUGCUGCCAACGGGCUCGGCCUUCCUGCGUGUCGUGCGUGCAGCUGGUGUACGGAAGGACGCGCAGUACAUCAAAAAGAUCCACCUGGAUGUGGUGGCGGAAGCGUUCACCAAGCCUGACGACUGCAUCGGCUUCGUAAUGGACAACACGGCGACCAACCUGGCCGCCAUCCAGCUGCUGCGCAUUGAAAACCCCCGCUGGCUGGGUGUGGGCUGCGGGGUACACGGCAUGGCGCUUGUUUUUAAGGACCUGGCGAAGGAGAAGAACGUCAAGUGGGCGGCCAAGAUCUUCAACGCUUCUAUCACCAUCUCCACAGUGGUUGGCGACUCGGAGCGCAUCCGGGCUUUGCUGGGCGUGCACCAGAUGGAGAAGUACGGCAAGAAGUCGGCCAUUACCGCCAACACCCCAACCCGCUUCGCUGUGAACUAUUUUGUUCUAAGUGACGUGCUGGCGAAUGAGGAUGCACUGAAGGCCAUGGUGCGCAACAAGGAGGCGUGGGCUGGCGCCAGCGACGGCACCUCAAAGGCGCAGGAGUUUAAAGCCAUGGUCGAGGGUGAGGGCAGUUCCCGGAACUUGGGCCUCUUUUCGAAGGGCGCCAAGCUGGCGGAGUUUUGCGAGCCCAUUUCCAAGGCGCUGCACAAGCUGGAGUGCGACAGACCGAUGCUGAGCCAGAUGUACCCGGUCUGGAAGGCCCUGCUUGCAACAGCAAGGGACUUUGAUGAGGCAAACACCGACUGCCCAGGGCUGUACGACCUGCUGAAACGGCGCUACGACAAGCAGGUCAACGCCUGCUGGUUUGCAGCAUUCCUGCUGGACCCGCGCAAUAUUGAUGUGUCGCUUACCAACCGGUACAUGUUACCGCUCGGCCAGCUGGAGCUGGAGGAGAAGUCAGCGGCGAAGGUCCUAAUCCAGGAUCUGGCCGCAGGCAAAGAUGCAGCUAAGCGGGACCGGGUUGGGGAAGAGUGGACACGCCUGGGACUGGGCAUUCCCAAAGCGUUCGAUGAGUGGUCUGAGCUUAUGCGCAUGCACAAGGAGAAAUUGUUGCCUGACAGCAGCACCCGUGUGAUGGGGGCUUCGCUGGAUGACUGCAUCAGCUACUGGGAUGUGCACCUCGCCGCACAAUUCCCACUGAUUGCAUCGGCAGCCAUUCGCUUGCUGCUGAUGCACGCAUCAACCUGCUCGUCCGAGCGCAACUGGUCGGCAUGGGGCCUCGUCUACACGAAGGCGCGCAAUCGGCUGGCCAUUGAGUGGGCGGAGAAGAUCGUUUACAUCCGUGGCAAUGCAGGCUUGCAGGGCAACCAAGGCGCUGCGGCGGAUGAGGUGGAGCUGAUUCUCCAGCAGUGCGAGGAGGACGAGCAGGAGCAGGAAGCACAGCAGCAGCAGCAGCAGCAGCAGGGAAACGUACACCCUAACACGCAGAUUGAUGACUGAGCAACGAUAGAUUGAGCUGCGGCAGUUUGCUGAAUUGGAGGGUUACAUACUGGGCCGUUGUAGUGCAGGAACUUCACUAGUAUGGCGUCCUUGUGUUGUCUUGUCAACGCUGGGUCUUCUAUCUGUGAUUAUGUCUUUAUGUGCCAUAACACGCCUUGAGACAUGGGGUUUGAGGUCCACCUACCGGGCACCGAAGUAACAAAAAGUGUUCUGGAUGACCACAGCGAUCUGCUUUCUCAUGUCUAAGUAAAUAUUCAGAAAGAACAAAAGAAGACCUUUCCAACGGUGUAAUUUUCAGGU